AUGAUAAAUAGAAAAAGAAUGCUGCUGCUGGUGCUCAUCCUGAGCACGAAUUUCGGCACAUUUCCUGCAUACAACAGCGAUGCGGACGAAACGGUGGAGCAUAUUAAAAUUGGUGGUCUCUUCGACGGAGACACCGACGAUGCAUCGCUCGCCUUUCAGUAUGCCGUCGAAGCGGUAAACAACGAAAGACUGUCCUAUUCCAACUACCGGCUGGAGGCCCAUCCCGUCACCGUCAAAUUUGGCGACCAAUUUGACGUGUCGAAGAAACUGUGCAAACUGAUGAGGACCGGCGUAGCCGCCAUCUUCGGCCCCAGCUCGCCGCGUUCGGCCGUCCACGUACACAGCAUUUGCGACGAAAAGGAAAUGCCCCACAUCGAAACCCGCUGGAACGCGCACUCACAACUGCCAACGUUAAACAUCCAUCCCCACCCGCACAUUAUGGGUCGCGUCUUUCUCGAUCUUAUCGUAGCUUUCGAGUGGCAGGACUUCACCAUCAUCUACGAAUCAACCCCUUGGUUACCGGGAACGGCGGAGCUGUUAAAAAUGCACGAUCCCAAGGGCUACACGGUAACCGUCCGCCAGCUGGACCUAAAACUGAACGGUAACUUCCGACCGGUGCUACGACGGGUGAAACUAUCCGAGGACAAAAACAUCAUCUUCGCCUGUUCCAUCGAAACAAUGCCCGAAGUUCUGAAGCAAGCCCAGCAAGUCGGACUGCUAACCGAUCACCAUCAGAUCAUCAUAACCACACCGGAUCUGCACACGAUCGACCUGGAACCCUACCAGUACAGUGGAACGAACAUAACCGGCAUCCGGAUGGUCGAUCCGGAUGAGGAGAAAAUUCAUCAGGUGACCGAAUUUCUGAAUGCCUCGCAAAUCGCCCGGACGCUGGAGCUAACCGACGGCCUUAACCCGGCUACGAUGCGCGUUGAAACGGCUCUAAUGUACGACGCGGUGCUGUUGUUUGCCGAAGCACUUCGGCAUCUGAUCGGAACGGAUCCACCGCAUCCGUUGGAACCGAUUCAGCUCAAGUGCGAAGAUGAAAACACCUGGAAGAGUGGGUACAGUGUCAUUAACUAUAUGAAGACGUCCACCGUUCAUGGCUUGACGCGGGCCAUUAAGUUUGAUCACGAGGGACGGCGGUCGGACUUUUUGCUCGACAUUGUUGAGCUUGGUCCGGCCGGGUUGGAGAAGGUUGGCGUGUGGAAUUCCAGUGAGGGGUUGAAUUUUACCCGGAAAAAAGAGGGGGCCGCCCUUGCUAUGGAUGAUGCGACGUUGCAGAACCGAACGUUUCGGGUUCUUACUGCGCUGUCACCUCCGUACGGUAUGCUGAAGGAUUCACCGACGAAGCUUACCGGGAACGAUCGCUUCGAGGGAUUUGGAAUAGAUCUUAUCAAUGAACUGUCGCUGAUGCUCGGCUUUAACUACACGUUCAUACUGCAGGAGGACGGUGUUUAUGGUUCGCUCAACCGGGAAACCGGCAAGUGGAACGGUAUGGUACAGGAGCUGCUCGAUUGGCGCGCUGAUUUGGCCAUCACCGAUUUGACGAUCACUUCCGAUCGGGAAAGUGCUGUGGACUUCACCAUGCCCUUCAUGAAUCUUGGAAUUUCAAUUCUGUUCCGUAAGCCAACCAAGGAACCUCCGUCGUUGUUCUCCUUCAUGUCACCGUUCUCGAAGCAGGUUUGGCUGUAUCUGGGCGGUGCCUACAUGAUGGUGUCCAUGUCACUGUUCAUCCUUGGGCGACUUUCGCCCAAAGAGUGGGACAAUCCCUACCCGUGCAUCGAAGAACCGGAAGAGCUGGAGAAUCAAUUUAGCUUCAGCAAUUCCAUGUGGUUUACGAUAGGAGCCUUGCUGCAGCAAGGCUCCGAAAUCGCACCCAAAGCAUCCUCCACCCGAGCGGUGGCUUCCAUCUGGUGGUUCUUCACGCUGAUCAUGGUUUCGUCCUACACCGCCAAUCUGGCUGCCUUCUUGACGGUCGAACAGAUUCACUCGCCGAUUAGCAACGCCGAAGAUUUGGCUGCCAGUGGCUCGAUCAAGUACGGUGCCAAACGGGACGGCAGUACGAUCAGCUUUUUCAAGGAUGCCGAGUACAAAACGUACCAGCAAAUGUACCAGUACAUGAUGCAGAAUCCGGAUCUGCUCACCUCGUCCAAUCCGGAAGGGCUGAAUCGAGUGAAAACCGAAAACUAUGCCUUUUUAAUGGAAUCCACCUCGAUCGAGUACAUCGUUGAGCGCGAGUGCGAUGUGACGCAGAUCGGAGGAUUGCUCGACGAUAAAGGCUACGGAAUAGCGAUGAGAAAAAAUUCUGCAUAUCGCAGUGCCCUGAGUGAAGCUGUCCUACGACUGCAGGAACAGGGCGUGCUGACCUCCCUCAAACGCAAAUGGUGGAAAGAAAAGCGUGGAGGUGGUGCUUGUGCGCAAAGCUCGGCCGACGACGGUGCCGAAGAACUCGGCAUGGACAACGUGGGCGGUGUGUUCUUUGUGCUGUGCGUUGGCUGCUCCACCGCCAUGUUUAUCGGCUGUUGCGAUCUGGUUUGCCAUAAUCUGAACACCGCACGCCGCGAAAAGGUUCCCUUCCGUGAGGAGCUGAUGUCCGAGCUGCGGUUCGUGGCGAAAUGUUCCGGCAAUACGAAACCGGUCCGCCAUCGGAAGAGUUCGUCCGGAUCGCGCAAUUCCGUCGAAUCCGGCCUAACCGAGCACUCGACCAGUCCGAAGCUAACGGUGACGGAGGGUAACGGAAAGGUGACGCUUAAUCUGAAGCCCAACAACGGCCGGAAGCCGGUCGCGUUGGACGAUUGA
Messenger RNA from Sabethes cyaneus, 2799 nucleotides. RefSeq names its product glutamate receptor ionotropic, kainate 2-like. Gene Ontology annotation, biological process: synaptic transmission, glutamatergic; monoatomic ion transport; modulation of chemical synaptic transmission. The record is from RefSeq and is a predicted model, not a curated record. NCBI's taxonomy places the organism in Eukaryota, Metazoa, Arthropoda, Insecta, Diptera, Culicidae. Gene Ontology annotation, molecular function: transmitter-gated monoatomic ion channel activity involved in regulation of postsynaptic membrane potential; glutamate-gated receptor activity. Gene Ontology annotation, cellular component: postsynaptic membrane; plasma membrane. The transcript is spliced from 9 exons. Bases 1 to 2799 code for a protein of 932 amino acids.